AUGGAUAAAGGUCGGAUGGCUGAUGCAAGAAAUGUCAAUGAGGAUGAUGACCCGACCCGUCAAGAAGCCUUUACCAGUAGGGUCACGGAGGUGGCGGAAGGGGUUAUGCAAGCCCAUCUUCCACGAUUAGCUCAAGAGGUAGAAAGCCGGGUUUUGGGAGUCGUGGAUGCUAUGAUGACUAGCAAGAUUGAGGAAUUGAAAGAAUUGAUUGAGGGGUCUAGAAGUAAAGGCAAGGAACGACGAUGCACAUAUAAAGACUUCAUGGCAUGCAAUCCUGCAACAUAUGAUGGUAAAAUUGACCCGAUCGCGUGCCAAAGAUGGAUUUCAAACAUAGAAGCGGUAUUUAUACGAAGUCGAUGUGAUAAGGAAGAUCAGGUGAUGUUCGCUACUGGUCAACUCACCUUUCAGGUGAAGGACUGGUGGGAUGCGCAUAGCAAGGAAAUAGGGGAAGACAGACUCCAAUUACUGACCUGGCAAGAAUUUAAGGAACCCUUUAUGAGAUACCAUUGCCCUCAGUCGGCUAUUGAUAAGAUUCAGGAAGAUUUCUUGCGCCUCCGACAGAAAAAUGAGUUGAUAAAUGAAAUAUCAAAUAUCUUCAUGGAUAAGAUGAAGUUUUGUGGAGAUUUUGUGAAGACUGAAAGGAUGAAGAUCAAUCGUUUCUACGGGGUGUUAAAGGCGGAAUUUAGGGAGUUCAUCACUCCUUCGAAAUGUGAGACCCUCGACGAACUUAUCAAUCUGGCACGAGAUAGAGAAAUUGAAAUUAAGAGACAAGAAGAACGCGGUGAAAAGAGAUUAAGUGAAAAAGGCAAGAAGGGGUGCUACAAGUGUGGUAAGGAGGGACAUUCGUCUUACCAAUGUCCAAAUAACCCAAAGACUUGCUUCAGUUGUUUUGAAAGGGGACACAUCAAAUCGGAAUGCCCAAAACUUCAGCAAGAGUCAAAGAAAGAAGAUAAGAAGCAAGAAGGUUCUAGAGCUAAAGGGAGGAUGUUUCAAAUCACAUAUGAAGAAGCCAAGUCCCAACCGAAUGUGGUCUCAGGUAUCUUUCUAUUAAACUCCAUACCGGUUUAUGUUUUAUUUGAUAUCAGAGCCACUAUGUCGUUUAUUUCAAACGACAUUGUACAACAUCCUUCAUUUAAGGUUGAACGAAUGUCGAUGCCCUUAGAAGUAGAAAUAGCUGAUAGCAAAAACUAUUUGUUGCACGAAAUAUGUAGGAGUUGUAAAUUAACCAUCGAAGAUGAGGAGUUUGACAUCGAUCUUAUACCUAUGAUUUUGGGGGAAUUUAAAGUAAUAGUGGGUAUGGAUUGGAUGUCCUAA
Messenger RNA from Helianthus annuus (common sunflower), 1314 nucleotides. RefSeq lists its product as uncharacterized. The record is from RefSeq and is a predicted model, not a curated record. NCBI's taxonomy places the organism in Eukaryota, Viridiplantae, Streptophyta, Magnoliopsida, Asterales, Asteraceae. Gene Ontology annotation, molecular function: zinc ion binding; nucleic acid binding. The coding region runs from base 1 to 1314 and encodes 437 amino acids. The transcript has 3 exons.